Molecule: messenger RNA, 2124 nt
Organism: Solanum verrucosum
Lineage: Eukaryota; Viridiplantae; Streptophyta; Magnoliopsida; Solanales; Solanaceae
Exons: 2
Coding region: 1-2124 (707 amino acids)
Source: RefSeq, a predicted model, not a curated record
AUGGCGAAGUACUUUCCGAUGUCCAAGAAGUUGAAUUACAACGAUAAACUGAAUAAUUUCACAGCACUACCUGGACAGUCGUUCUACAGAGGACAUAAUGACAAUGGAAAGGCUGUAUUAGAUACUAUUGAUGAAGGAUCUUAUGGUGAGUGCACUUUUGAGGAGAUUGCUGAAAAACUUGAGAGGAUCUCCCAGAACAAUAAAGAAUGGAGCACUAGGAAGGCAAAUACUGGUAGAAGAACUUUUUCUGUCCAAGCUGCACCAAGUCAAUCAAAUGAUGAUAUUCGUGAAGAGAUGGCUCAAAUGAGGAUAGAAAUUGGCUUGGUAUUAAAGCAUGUGAGUGGAAGUGCAGAAAAAGUGAAUGCAAUAAAUUAUCUAACUAGAACUCCACCACCGCCAGUUGAAGAGUAUUACUAUGAGGAGGAUGCAAAUUUGAAGAAUGAUGAGACAGGGGGUUUUCGAACCAACGCCCAGGGUUCUAACUCGGAUAAUUGGUUCCAAGGUCAAGGAAACCAAGGUCGGAACUAUGGCGACUACAACCGCGAGGGAAACUAUGUACGGGAUGGGAACUACAAUUGUGAUAAAAAUUAUAACCGAAACAACUAUGGCAACAAGAAUGAUAAGGUUGGGCCUUAUGUUCCAUCUGGUAAUAGAGAGGUUGGUAGAAGUAUGACUCGCAUUGAAGAUAUGAUGCAAAAAAUGAUGAAGAGAUUUGAUUCGACAGAUGAAAAUGUGAAAGAGAUUCGUAAUGAUUUAUUUGGAAUUGGUCAGAAAGUUGAUGCCCAUGCAGUGUCAAUCAAGCAACUUGAGCAGCAGUUUAGUCAGUUCUCUACUACUGUGAACCCGCGCCAGCUAGGCACACUUCCUAGCAAUACCAUCCAAAAUUCGAAAAAUGAUGGGCAUUGUAUGACAGUCACUACACGUGGAGGAAAGCAAACUAUAGAUCCCCCCAUGCCGUCUGAGGUCGAAAGAAUGAUAGAAAAUGGUGCGGAUGAGAUUAAGGUUUCUGAAAAUCUGAAAAAUGAUGCAGAAAAAGAAGCUGAGGUGACCCAAAAAGUUGUUCCCAUUCCUAGACCUUCACAUCCCUUCCGGCAAAGGUUGGUGAAAAAGACUGAAGAGGGAAAAUAUCAUAGGUUCAUCGCUAUGUUGAAUCAACUAUCCAUAAAUGUUCCUUUGAUUGAAGCUUUAGAGCAUAUGCAUGGGUAUGCGAAAUUCAUGAAAGACUUGGUGACCAAAAAGAGGGAUGUCAGUUUUGAGAAUGAAGAGAAGUUGCAACAUUGUAGUGAUAUUGUUACUAGGUCACUUGUGCAGAAGAAAAAAGAUCGUGGAGCUUUCACUAUUCCUUGUACCAUUGGGAUAUUACACUUUGCGAAAACUUUGUGUGACUUGGGUGCUAACAUUAAUUUGAUGCCAUUGUUGAUUUAUAAGAAGUUGGGUUUAGGAGCUCCAAAGUCGACUGUAAUGCAUUUAUUUAUGGCUGAUAGAACUGUGAAUAGGCCCAUUGGAGUGCUCCAAGAUGUCCUUGUGAAAGUGGAGUCAUUCAUCUUUUCGACGGACUUUGUGAUAUUAGAUUGUGAGGUUGAUUUUAAGGUUCCCAUCAUCUUAAGUAGACCAUUUCUUGCUACUGGGCGUGCGUUGGAAGAUAUGGAAAGAGGGCAGAUGAAGUUUCGAUUAAACAAUGAUGAGGUAACUUUUAACAUCUAUAGGUUUAUGAAGCAUGAAAGUGAUCUUAAGUUGGUAUCAGUGGUGAAUCAUAUUGUGGAGCAAGAAUCUGAAGUGUCCAUUAAAGAGAGGUUAGGUGUUGAUGCACCAGCAGCGGUGACGAUAAAUUUUGAUAGUGAUGGUAUUGAUGACUAUGAUGAGCUAGUUGCUGCACUUGAUAGGUUCGAGUUUCAUUUCAAGCCAAAACGGUUGGAAUUAGACACGAAGAAUCGAGACACCCUACCUGUAAAACUAUCUGUUGAUGAGUCUCCAAAAUUGGAACUUAAGGUUUUUCCAUCCCACUUGCGGUACGUAUUCUUAGGACAAAAUAUCAUUUUGCCCGUAAUCAUUGCUGCUGACUUGAGUGAAAGGCAAAUAAAGACCUUGGUAUCGGUGUUGAAGCGGUUUAAGAGGGAUAUAUGA